This is a messenger RNA of Pectinophora gossypiella (pink bollworm), 1251 nucleotides long. Its product is annotated as coiled-coil domain-containing protein 96-like. Bases 25 to 1194 code for a protein of 389 amino acids. The record is from RefSeq and is a predicted model, not a curated record. Gene Ontology annotation, biological process: cilium assembly. Gene Ontology annotation, cellular component: ciliary basal body; axoneme. The transcript is spliced from 9 exons. Lineage: Eukaryota; Metazoa; Arthropoda; Insecta; Lepidoptera; Gelechiidae.
GAUAAUUCAAGCAGAUCACGCAACAUGGCCGAGUCUAAGGCACCAGUAACAACCAAAAAACUUAAACCUGAAGGAGAAGAUAAAGAAGGGGAGGGCACAGACAUUUCCAGCGAAUCCACUGUAAGUGAAAAGAUUGAACCAGAAAAUGAGAGAGGGGGCGAGCAGAUCGGCAAAGGUGUAGCCACCAGAGCGACUGUUGCUAUAGAUAGGGACGAGUACCUACAAUCUUAUAGAGAACUGAAAUUUGAUCAUGGACAGCUGCAAAUUAAGAACAACGUGCUACAUCGCAGACUCUCGGAAUAUUACAAGAAACGAAAGCUGGAUCAUGUUUUGAAGGCUAUAGAAGCUUCAAUCGAUUUGGAAGAAAAAUACCAAUCAAAAUUAUUAUCCUAUGAAGAACUGAAGGAGAUGGAAGAGAGGGAGGUUGCCGAAAUCAAACAGAAAGUAUCAACUGUAGAGGUGGAAUAUCAAGCGAAAUUGGAAAUAGCUGAAAAGAAAUUUGAUGAUCUUCAAGAACAUGAAAGGAAUACCGGAUCUGGUCUUAUUUUCUCCAAAAAGGGAAAACCUAUUUCUGAUAAGGCUGUAGCACGUUUCCUGAAACUGCAGCGAACGAAGACCAGGCAGACAUCAGCCAUGAUGCUUCGUUACAUAAGGGUGAGGAACGCAGUUGCUGAGCAAGAAGCGAUUAUAAGGAAACUGGAGAGGAUUGGCCCGGGACUCUAUGUAGCCCAGUACGAGCAACUGCGUAUUGACAAACUUAAUUAUACCAAUAAAAUUGAAGAACGCGAUGAUGAAUUGAUCAAGAACCGAAUGAAGUGCACUGAACACAACCAGAUCUUGGCCCAUAUUAGAGAGAAGAUGCAUCAUACUAGCGAGGUCACUGACAUCACCGAAUGUGAUCUUGGUGAUGCCGAGAUUGAAUAUCAGAGAGCCAGAGAGGAUCUCAGUCAAGUUAAGACUCGACGAGAUAAGCUACGAUGGGCGCUAGAGGCUGAACGUUUGAAAGCUGGCUUGCUUACCAAAAAGGACUUGUUGCGAGACUACCAAAACGCUGUCGACCAGUUAAAAAAAAUGAAAGAAAAGAAAGAGCGUCUUGAACAUCAAAUAGCGAAGACCAAUAUGGAGUUACGGGAAGCAAGGAGAUGCAUUAUAGCACAACCUAGCAAGGAUGAAGACUAUAGUGAUUUUUCGUAAUGCAGAAUGUAGGUACACACAAUAGGGGGGUUAAAAAGGCCACAUCAAAGCAAUUCA